AUGGAGUCCCCUAAGAUAGUGUACAAAUAUUACUCGAAUCCCGCGUUUUGCGCGCAAAGUGAAGUGGUGUUCGCUCAAAAGUCAUGUGUCACGAAAAUCGUUUCCCCUGACCGCCGCAUGCCGCCGUUAGGCGGGAAUUCACCUAGAAAGACUUGUGAAAGCAACAGAAUAAUGCGAACAGAUAUAUCUGACAAUCCACUAAGGAUUUACGCGAGUGGAAAGAGGGACGAACCUCCCGAAUUACCGCCAAAACCACCAAAAUAUCAGCGACAGUUUCAAAGACAGGCUUCAUUAAUCUGCAAACCGACUCGUUCAAUUGUUAGAUGUAGGACUAGAAGCGAGGAUUUAGAAAUGGCACAAUUCAAACAAAGACGCGAAACGAAAUAUGAUAGAAGUGAGAUUGACGACAAUCUAGAAGACAGGAAACAUAGAUAUGAAGUUAUAGAUAUAGAUGAUGGAAUGGAUUACUCUCCGACCAAGAAGAGAAUAGUUGAGGCAGACGAAAGUGAGAUAGAAGAAUAUAAUGUAGAUGCUCCCGAUGAGAACGAAUUAAAGGAAAUACCUACGGAAAUCGUCAAAACUGUGAACGGAAAAACACUGAGAUACGCGAUAGUGCCUUCAGAUGACGAAGAGAGAAGAAAUGUUACAUUCACAUCUCCGACUAUGACGAAGAAGAAUCUGAUUGCUACACAGAAGCUGCACGAGUUAUUAUCAACGCCGAGGAAACUGAAAAGUUAUGCCAGUCAGCCUUCAGUACGAAUAACGCCCAACAAAUCUGAUGGUCCAAGAUAUGCUGGCACCCCAAUGAAAAUUAUAUCUAGCACUCCAACACAAGUGACCCCAUCGAAGUCCUGCGCUAAUCUAACUCUUACGAGAGGAUCAGCAACUUCUCCAAUUUCACCAAAAGCUCAGCAGAAAUUAAACUACGGUUUACCAGAUUUUGGAAGACAGGACGUUUUUGUGACUAGUUUUAGAGAGAAGAGAGGCAGAAGCUUCGAUAUGGACAGAAGAGAAGGAAGCAGAGAAGGAAAAUAUGACAGAAGAAUAGACGAACAGAGAAGGGAUAAGAAUACAGCAGUCAUCAUGCCGAGAGUCGCCAAUCAGUCUCCAUCUAUGUAUUCUGAGGAUACUUACAAGUCUUUCUCGAGCGUCAAGACUAUGAAUCCCGCCACGGCUUCUCUCGCUAUAGCAGCCUUAAUGCUCACUGUUUGUGGAGGAUUGAGCACCGGUCUAAGCUUUUACAUGAUGUAUUGUAUGGGUCGACGGUAUUACUUAGACUUUGGAGUUCUAUCUGGAUUCACCUGCUUCCUCUUAGGUCUCCUAGGUCUUAGGUCUAGACGAAAUCAAUUGCUACCUAACAGAAAUUAUAUUUCAGGUUACAUUGUACUGGCAUCGUUUUCGCUUCUCAGUUCUAUUGGAUUGCUGCUACUUUUAACGCUUCAGCCACAAACAGGAACUCCAUUGAAUGAUAUAACUUCCGGUGCUGUUUGCAGCAUUAGUAUUCUAUCUUUAUGUCUAGCUUCUGUUGGUAUUCUGGCUUCGUACUGUUGCGCCCAAGAUCCUCCUGAUAAUAGAGUUGGAACUGCGAGGUGGGCGAUAACAGCAAAUCAAAUGGCAGAUAAUCAUAUAUGGGAAGCUGCCGAGGUUUUAAUAAACAGCAUGCCGAGUACACAGUAUAGAAAUAUAUCUCACUCAUCAGUGAACAUGACAGCUGAGGACAUAGCAUCUGCUAAUCAGUCAAACGGCAGAUUAUCCAGCGUUAGAAGAUUCUUCUGUCUGUUUGUCACUUUUGAUAUACUGUUCACUAGUUUAAUGUGGCUUAUAUGUGUUAUGAUGCGAGGAGAGACCCUUAUAGAAAUCUUCAAUAGAGAAAUUGUACAUUAUGAUAUAAAAGUAUCAUUGUUUGAUAUAGUCAUAGUAGCCAUACUAAGAUUCAUUUUAUUGUUAAUAUUCUAUGCAGUUAUAUGCAUUAAUAAUUGGAGUGUUAUUGCGCUUUCAACGGGCGGUACAUGUGCCUUUUUGAUAGGAAAAGUAUUUGUAUAUGAUUGGCCGGAUGCGUCUCAGCCUGUCUAUCAAGUGUUUUUAAUAUUGACUUCCUUUACCCUGGCUUGGGGUGAAGCCUGGUUUCUUGACUUCCGGGUGUUGCCACAUGAGCAACAUGCCAAACAAUUGUUGGAGACUAUAGUUCAACGUUCGAGUGAACGUACGCCGCUGCUGGCGCCACGUACGUCCGGAGAGUCUACUGUGAAUUGGUUUUCUCCUGUGGACACUCCACAAUCGAGCCCUAGGCCUCCAAGGGACGUGAUAUUAACACAAGAACAGGUGAGUGGAAUUUAUUAUAAUACAUAA
Molecule: messenger RNA, 2349 nt
Organism: Danaus chrysippus (African queen)
Lineage: Eukaryota; Metazoa; Arthropoda; Insecta; Lepidoptera; Nymphalidae
Source: the annotation of a GenBank genome assembly